Enterobius vermicularis (human pinworm) is the source of this 237-nucleotide messenger RNA. NCBI's taxonomy places the organism in Eukaryota, Metazoa, Nematoda, Chromadorea, Rhabditida, Oxyuridae. The record is from the annotation of a GenBank genome assembly.
AUGCUGAAACCCAGACUCAUACCGAAGUUGGCUGUCGAGGCCAGGCCGAAAGCGAUUUUCAUGGACCUGCAACCGGAGUACAGGCAUCUGAAACAUCUUUUGAGAAGAAAGAAGCGACAUAGUACAGAAAAGUCAUUUCAGUGGCAGAAAGACAAGCGGAUAUCCAAGGUGACCAUUUUUGGCACUUUCGUGGUUUUUCAAGCUCCGCAGUCACCUAGUAGAUUUUCUUAUCGCUGA